Messenger RNA from Mangifera indica (mango), 1634 nucleotides. Its product is annotated as ribose-phosphate pyrophosphokinase 1-like. Gene Ontology annotation, cellular component: ribose phosphate diphosphokinase complex; cytoplasm. Gene Ontology annotation, biological process: purine nucleotide biosynthetic process; ribonucleoside monophosphate biosynthetic process; 5-phosphoribose 1-diphosphate biosynthetic process. The transcript is spliced from 8 exons. Gene Ontology annotation, molecular function: magnesium ion binding; ribose phosphate diphosphokinase activity. Lineage: Eukaryota; Viridiplantae; Streptophyta; Magnoliopsida; Sapindales; Anacardiaceae. The coding region runs from base 150 to 1364 and encodes 404 amino acids. The record is from RefSeq and is a predicted model, not a curated record.
CACGAACCAGUGAAGGAUCAAUCAGCCAUCACCACAAAUUGAGAGCUGAAAUUGCUGAAAAGCCGCUCUCUCACGUCUCACCCUUUUUUAAUUUUUUAUCAUUUACAUAUAAACCCUAACACUUACCAAUCCAUAAUCCAUUCACUGUUAUGGCUUCACUAACUCUUCCUCCUCCUUCGCAAGCUUCUCCUUCGUCCUAUUUCUUUCGCGGCUCUUCUAUCGCCCAUGCAGCUCUCUCUUUUACUAACUCUCACUCCCGAAUCCAUGUAUCUAAUGCCGUUAGAUGUGACCUAUCUGAGAAACUGAGUUUUCCAAACGGAAAGCCCAAUAUUCCAAUUCUUAACGAACGGACGCUGCCAAAAUUUUUGGAAUCAGCACGAAUGGAGAAAACAGUCAGCAGAACUAAUACCAGAUUAAAAUUAUUCUCCGGCACCGCCAAUCCUGCACUUUCGCAGGAAAUUGCUUGGUACAUGGGCUUGGAAUUAGGAAAGAUCAACAUAAAGAGAUUUGCUGAUGGUGAAAUUUAUGUUCAGUUGCAAGAGAGUGUUAGAGGCUGUGAUGUUUAUUUGGUGCAGUCCACAUGCCCUCCGGCUAAUGAGAAUCUCAUGGAGCUUUUAAUAAUGAUUGAUGCCUGUAGGAGAGCAUCAGCUAAAAAUAUUACAGCUGUGAUUCCUUAUUUUGGAUAUGCUAGAGCUGACAGAAAGACAUAUUCUUUCCAGACUCAAGGGCGUGAAUCUAUUGCUGCCAAACUUGUUGCAAAUCUUAUCACAGAGGCAGGUGCAAACCGCGUUCUUGCCUGUGAUCUUCAUUCAGGGCAAUCUAUGGGUUACUUUGAUAUUCCGGUUGACCAUGUAUACUGUCAGCCUGUGAUCCUUGAUUACCUUGCAAGCAAGUCGAUUUCCUAUGAUGACUUCGUAGUAGUUUCACCGGAUGUUGGUGGAGUAGCAAGAGCUCGUGCUUUUGCAAAAAAGUUAUCCGAUGCACCUUUAGCCAUUGUCGAUAAAAGGCGUCAUGGACAUAAUGUAGCUGAGGUGAUGAACCUAAUUGGGGAUGUAAAAGGAAAAGUUGCUGUGAUGGUGGAUGACAUGAUUGAUACUGCUGGGACUAUUGCAAAAGGGGCAGCUCUUUUACAUCAAGAAGGAGCUAGAGAAGUUUAUGCCUGCUGUACACAUGCUGUUUUCAGCCCUCCAGCAUUAGAGAGGUUGUCGGGCGGUUUGUUUCAAGAGGUGAUAAUUACAAACACACUUCCAGUAGCAGAGAAGAACUACUUCCCGGAAUUGACUGUUCUUUCAGUAGCAAACUUAUUGGGGGAAACCAUAUGGCGUGUACAUGGUGAUUGUUCAGUGAGUAGCAUUUUUCUGUGAUGAAGGUUGAAGGUAUCUCCUUCAAUAUAGUAUACACAGGUCUUUGGUUAUGGCCUAAUCAUGGGUUUCAAAGUGGAGAAUUUUGAUUUUCUCCAGAAUUUUUGUUUUUUUACCAUAAUUGUUUUUAUCAUUUUAUAAAAGUUUUUUUAUACAAUUAUAAUAUUUAGAAUGUGCAAGGUAAAUUGGUGUCUAAUUCGCUGGUAUUGCUAUGUAAUGUCCACUCUAAAAGAAAUAUAUAUUCUCAUAAAUUGAAACUUUUAUUGAUGGCUA